Messenger RNA from Akanthomyces muscarius, 1929 nucleotides. RefSeq lists its product as uncharacterized. NCBI's taxonomy places the organism in Eukaryota, Fungi, Ascomycota, Sordariomycetes, Hypocreales, Cordycipitaceae. Gene Ontology annotation, molecular function: xenobiotic transmembrane transporter activity; antiporter activity. The record is from RefSeq and is a predicted model, not a curated record. Gene Ontology annotation, biological process: xenobiotic detoxification by transmembrane export across the plasma membrane. The coding region runs from base 1 to 1929 and encodes 642 amino acids. Gene Ontology annotation, cellular component: membrane. The transcript is spliced from 2 exons.
AUGAGUCUCCCCAGGUCGAGCGGUUCCGCCACCCGGGUUGGCGGUGGUCUUUCCGCCUCGUUUCGAGCUUCCUCCCCGCUCGCAGAGGCUCUCGCCCGCGACAUUGCCGAGUGCUCAGAUGACGAUGUGGACCAGAGUGCUGUCGAGGAAGGCAUCGUCGGUACGCCGGAUCAGCAUUAUGGCAGCCUCAGCAAUUCCAUGUACCGCCGCCCCUCCGGUGUUGCGUACGGCGUGUCCCGUCCCGUCUUUGAUCACCGCAGCCCCGACGAGCCCGCCAUGACGGCCAUGGAGCGCAAGCAAUCCCGCAACGCCGAGCGCAGCCUGCUCCGUGAUAAUCAUAUCCUGCCACCCAAGCACCACCAUCACAACCACGGUUUUUUCUCUCGCAUAUACCGUCGUCUAUUCAGCACCAAGGUCCCUGCGGAUGAGGGCCACGCCAACGGCCCCAAUGGCGUCCACGGCAGCCAGGAUGAGACAGCACCCUUGUUAGAUGGCCACCGUGGCGGAGAGAGCACGCCCUCAGAUAGCGACAGUGAGGACUUGGAGCGGCAAUGGAUAGAUGCUGUUGCCAGUGGUCGUAUUCGCACUACUUGGCAGCGCGAGACCAAGACUGUCGUCACCUACUGCAUCCCCCUCAUCACAACAUUCGCUCUUCAGUACUCCAUCAAUGUCACUAGUAUUUUUGCUGUCGGCCGAAUCGGCAAGAUGGAGCUCGGUGCAGUUUCUUUGGCCAACAUGUCAAAUGCCAUUACCUGUCUUGCUCCUUUCCAGGGCUUGGCAACAAGUCUUGAUACACUCUGCGCGCAAGCUUACGGCUCUGGCCACAAGCACCUCGUCGGUCUCCAGUGUCAGCGCAUGGCUCUCUUCUUACUUUCCCUAUCAGGUCCCGUCAUUCUGAUCUGGUGCUUCUCGGAGGAAAUCCUGAUACGCCUCGUUCCAGAAGCCGAGACGGCUCGCCUAGCUUCCAUGUAUCUCAAGGUCUGUAUCGGCAGCAUACCUGGUGUCAUCCUGUUCGAGUGCGGCAAACGCUAUACCCAGGCACAGGGCCUCUUCCGCGCCACCACCUACGUGCUCCUCAUUGCUGCCCCUUUCAACAUCUUUCUCAGCUGGCUGCUGGUUUGGAAGCUCAAAUACGGGUUCAUUGGCGCUCCGAUUGCUGUCGCCGUUACCGAGAAUCUGCUUCCCAUCCUUCUCUUCCUCUAUAUCCGCUUCGUGGACGGACGUCAAUGCUGGGGUGGUUUCAGCCGCCGCGCUUUCUCUAACUGGUGGGUCAUGAUCAAGCUCGCCCUGCCCGGCAUGAUUAUGAUUGAGGCCGAAUGGCUCGCCUUUGAGUUCAUGACUCUCUUCGCCAGCCGCUUUGGCUCCGAGUACCUGGCCGCCCAGAGCGUCCUCGGCACGCUCACCUCCAUCUCAUACCAGAUCCCUUUUCCCAUGUCCAUUGCUGCCUCGACCCGCGUGGCCAACCUUAUCGGUGCUGGCCUCGUCGAUGCCGCUAAAAUCACCGCCAGAGUCACGUUUUGGCUCGCCGCCUCCAUCAGCGUCUUCAAUUUUGUUAUAUUUGUCGUCUUCCGCUACCACCUGCCCCUUCUUUUCACCAACGACGAGGGCGUCAUUGAACUGGUUGCUCAGGUCAUGCCCGCGGUCGCCAUCAUGCAAGUCUUUGACGGCCUCAGCGCUGGUGCUCACGGCUUGCUGCGCGGUAUCGGCAAACAGGCCAUCGGCGGCCCCGUCAAUCUCAUCGCCUAUUAUCUCGUCUCCCUGCCGCUGUCCAUUGGUCUUGCCUUUGGCCUUGGCAUGAAGCUCGAGGGUCUUUGGAUCGGUGUCACGGCUGGCCUGGUUAUCGUCUCCAUUAUCGAGUACCUUUACCUCUGGAAGGUGGAUUGGAACAAGGCCGCCGAUGAAGCCGCUGACAGAAAUGCUACCGGUUAG